Messenger RNA from Engraulis encrasicolus (European anchovy), 3101 nucleotides. RefSeq names its product tripartite motif-containing protein 16-like. The coding region runs from base 27 to 2576 and encodes 849 amino acids. Lineage: Eukaryota; Metazoa; Chordata; Actinopteri; Clupeiformes; Engraulidae. The transcript has 14 exons. Gene Ontology annotation, molecular function: protein binding; zinc ion binding. The record is from RefSeq and is a predicted model, not a curated record.
CCUACUCACGCCAAAUACUCAAGGACAUGGCUGAAGCGAUGGCAAGUAACCAGGACAUUUUCAUGUGUCCCGUUUGUUUAGAUCUUAUGAAGCAUCCUGUGACUCUCAACUGUGGACACAAUUUCUGUUUGGAUUGUAUUGGGGCUUGUUGGGAUAAGGAAGACGAGAAGGGAGUUUACAGCUGCCCCCAGUGCAGAGAGACUUUCACUCCAAGACCCGUGUUGAAGAAGAAUCAUGUUUUCUCUGAGCUCGUGGAUCAAAUGAGGAAGAGCAGAAUUCAAACUGCAGCACCUGUUGAAUGUGCUGCUGGACCUGGAGAUGUGGCCUGUGACGUCUGCACCAGUAGAAAACUCAAAGCUGUCAAAUCCUGUCUGGAGUGUUUGGUAUCCUACUGUGACACUCAUUUGAGAGUUCAUGAUGAAGCUAUCCCAGGUAGAAAUCACACCAUGAUCGAUGCCACAGGCCAGCUACAGGAGAGGAUCUGCCCCCGUCAUAAGAAGGUUUUUGAGAUAUUCUGUCGCACCGACCAGAGUUGCAUCUGUUAUCUGUGUAUGGUGGACGAUCAUAAAGGCCAUGACACGAUCACGGCUACAGCAGAGUGGAGUCAUAAAAAGGAUGGUUUGGGUAACAGCCAGAGGAGAUGCCAGCAGAUAAUCCAGUUGAAGGAGAAGGAGCUGCAGGAGCUGAGGAAGGCUGUGAAGACUCUCAAGUCUGGUGCACAGACAGCAGUGGAGGAGAGUGAGAGGAUGUUUACUGAGAUGAUCCGCUCCAUUGAGAGAAGGUGCUCUGAGGUGACAGAGCUGAUCAGAGCUCAGGAGAAGGCUGAGGUGAGUCGAGCUGAAGGACUCCUGAAGCGACUGGAGAAGGAGAUUGCUGAGCUGAAGAGGAGAGAUGCUGAGAUGAAGCAGCUUUCACUGACACAGGAUGCCAUCCAUUUCCUGAAGAACAUUGUGUCCAUCACUGGGAGGCCUUACAGCACAAUUUCAACCAGCGUGACCUUCAGCCAAAGCUUCUCCUUGGAGCCCCUGAAGAAAUCUGUGUCUGCACUGAAGACGCAGCUGGAGGAGAAAUUGGAUUCAAUCUUCAAGCAGGAAAUAGUCAAGAUAUCUGCAGCAGGAGGAAUAGACAGAGAAUAUAAUAGAGUAAACAUGGCUGCACAUGCUGAAAAGAAGAAUGAAGAAAGCAAAAUAAUGACUUUCCCAUGUUUUUCUGGAACGAAAAAGAAAACCAGGACCUGGGAGGACAUCCUUGAGGUGAUUGCAAAUGCAAAACGUGCAUCCAAUGGGCGAGACCCACUGCAACACAGUGCCAGAAACCAGCAUGGGUUUUGGGGAAUGGUAUGCAAACACCUUGCAAUUGCAAAUACGGAGACCACACGGAAGAAAAUCAAUCAGGCUUACAGGCGCCACAUGAAGAAACAGCAGGCAGUGGACCAACAAGAGCAAGAGCCGCCAAUGUCUGAUGAUGCUGCUGCUGAGUACCAUGUGGAGGGGUUGGGGCAGAACCAGUGGAGAUGCCAGCAGAUGAUCCAGUUGAAGGAGAAGGAGCUGCAGGAGCUGAGGAAGGCUGUGGAGACGCUCAAGUCUGGUGCACAGACAGCCGUGAAGGAGAGUGAGAAGAUGUUUACUGACAUGAUCCGCUCCAUUGAGAGAAGGCGCUCUGAGGUGACAGAGCUGAUCAGAGCUCAGGAGAAGGCUGAGGUGAGUUGGGCUGAAGGACUCCUGAAGCGACUGGAGCAGGAGAUUGCUGAGCUGAAGAGGACAGAUGCUGAGAUGAAUCAGCUUUCACUGAUAGAAGAUCCCAUCCAUUUCCUCAAGAACAUUGUGUCCAUCACUGGGAGGCCUUACAGCACAAUUUCAACCAGCGUGACCUUAUACCAAAAUCUCUCCUUGGAGCCCCUGAAGGAAUCUGUGUCUGCACUGAAGAUGCAGCUGGAGCAUAAAUUUGAUUCAGUAUCUGCUGCAGCGAAGAAAAAUAUCCAAAUCGUCAAGAACAUACAGUUGUCUGAUGGCCAGGCUCUCAUUGCUGAACCAGUGACCAGAGAGGACUUCCUAAAGUAUUCCUGUCACUUCACUCUGGAUCCAAACACAGCAAACACAUGUCUCCAUCUGUCUGAGGGGGACAGGAGGGUGGAGGACAGACCUGAGAAACUGCCAUAUCCUGAUCAUCCAGACAGAUUUGAUUGCAAUAAUCAGGUGCUGUGUAGAGAGGGUGUGUCUGCACGCUGCUACUGGGAGGUUGAGUGGAGUGGAGAGGUUGAUCUAGCAGUGUCAUAUAAAAGCAUCAGCAGGAAAGGAGAUGGUGAUGAGUGUGGGUUUGGAUGUAAUGAUCAGUCCUGGUGUCUGGACUAUUCUAGCUCCAGCUCCUCUUUCUGGCACCAUGCUGAAGAGACUAAACUCCCUCUAGUGGCCAGCUCCAGAAUAGGAGUGUAUGUGGAUCACAGGGCAGGAACUCUGGCCUUCUACAGCAUCUCUGGAGAUACAAUGACCCUCCUGCACAGAGUCCACACCACAUUCACACACCCUCUCUACCCUGGGUUUGGGUUAGAUGAUGAAUCAUCAGUGAAGCUGUUGUGAGGCCCAUACAGGCAAACGCUGCUUCUGUACUCUGAAAGUUAAUAUAGCCUAUAGAGUGUCAACACUUGGGAAUACAUAGUUAUAUAUAUACAUCUGUACCUCUCUCUCUCUCUCUCUCUCUCUCUCUCUCACUCUCUCUCUCUCUCUCUCUCUCUCUCUCUCUCUCUCUCUCUCUCUCUCUCUCCUCACCCAUCAUUGCAUUCUGGGUAAUCCACAAACUCCCUAGAGCUCAGACUAGAUUGAUGUCUCCCUCUGACUUCAUUCAGAAUAAAGCUGAAUAAAGUCCAAAUGUUCAUAACCAAACCUAGUGUCUUUGGUCUUGUCAUUCAUAAUGUAAACUGGGGGUGGGGGGGUUGUCAGUCCUGAGGUUAGCCCAAUCCUGAGGACUUGAAGCUACAAUACUGUAAUUAUUUAUGCACAGGAUAAAUUGGGGUUUGCGAUUUGUUACAUUUGCUGUGCGAUGUGCGAUGUGUUGCAUAUUAUGCAGAGUUUAAAUUGUAAUUUGCGAUGUGUUAUAACAUCCCU